UUUACAACAAAUAUUUAUUAAUUAUUAUUGUUUCUGCAGUUCCCAGUUGUGCAUAAAUAUUAAAUUAAUAUUAUAAAUUGUGUUAGAAAAUGUCGACCGAUCCUGCUUUUAUAGCUCGUCUUAUAACUCCGCAAAAUCGAGAAACAAAUCGAGCAGCUUGCAAAAAGUGUGAUUAUGCUGGACAUUUGACGUUUCAGUGCCGAAAUUUCUUAAGAGUUGAUCCUAAUAAAGACAUCAUUCUCGAUGUGAGUAGUACGAGCAGUGACUCCGAUCAAAAUUAUGUAACACCGUUGACCGAUUUGAGAGAGAAAGAACUUCGAGAGAAACUGAAAGAGAAAUAUAAAGCGAGGAAAUUGGAAAAGGAGAAAAAAAGAAAGAAGAGCAAAAAGAGGAGCGACAGGAAGAGAUCAGUUUCAACAUCUUCGUCAUCUUCUUCAGAAUCGAGUGACAGUGAAAGCGAAGACGACGAUGACCGACGAAAACACAAAAAAAAGAAAUCCAAGCACAAAAAACACAAAAAGACCAAAUCCAAGCACAAGAAAUCCAAGAAAAUCAAGAGACGACACGACAGUUCAACCGGAGAAUCCAGUUCUUCGGAAUCCGAUUAGUAAAAACUAGUAAAUUAGAAUAAUAUUUGUAAGUAAAGGAAAAAGACUACGCGAGUAAAUAUUAAUUCACUU
Molecule: messenger RNA, 680 nt
Organism: Ctenocephalides felis (cat flea)
Lineage: Eukaryota; Metazoa; Arthropoda; Insecta; Siphonaptera; Pulicidae
Product: protein SREK1IP1-like
Exons: 3
Coding region: 90-608 (172 amino acids)
Source: RefSeq, a predicted model, not a curated record